Molecule: messenger RNA, 2477 nt
Organism: Pongo pygmaeus (Bornean orangutan)
Lineage: Eukaryota; Metazoa; Chordata; Mammalia; Primates; Hominidae
Gene: FARS2
Product: phenylalanyl-tRNA synthetase 2, mitochondrial
Exons: 7
Coding region: 464-1804 (446 amino acids)
Biological process (GO): phenylalanyl-tRNA aminoacylation
Cellular component (GO): cytoplasm; mitochondrion
Molecular function (GO): ATP binding; tRNA binding; phenylalanine-tRNA ligase activity
Source: RefSeq, a predicted model, not a curated record
CUUCCUACCUUCAGGAGGCCGCGUUGCCCGGGUUACCGAAGGCCGCCGCACCGACGCCCCGCCCCUGACCGCCAAUGCCCCGCCCAUGCCGGCUGCGGUCGCCCUCGGCGCUGCCUGAGAGGCCUUGCGGGAUUUCAAGGGUGACUUGACUUCGCCCGAUCAUGGUCGGCAGGGUGGGGUUUCUUGGCAUUCCUCAGGCCGGGGGAUGCGACGUCUGGGUGUGGAGGUGAUGAGAUAGGGGUUCUGUGGCACUCCGGCUCUGCUCAGGGCGACCUGCGUAGGGGCCUCUGGGGCAGGCCCGCUUUCUGUCAAAAUGGCAGCGCCCAGCGUGCACGGGUGUCUGUGAAGUUGGGGUUUAAGAUUCUUUCCUGUGAGAGCGAACGAGCCUGCCGUGCUUCUGAUUUUGAAACACCUGGGUCUGGGCUUCCCGGGCGAGCGGUGGAACCUGUGAGAAGUUUCUACAAUGGUGGGCUCAGCUCUCAGGAGAGGUGCCCAUGCAUAUGUCUACCUGGUGAGUAAGGCCAGUCACAUCUCCAGGGGCCAUCAGCACCAGGCCUGGGGAUCGAGGCCUGCUGCAGCAGAGCGUGCCGCCCAAAGAGCUCCAGGCAGUGUGGUGGAGCUGCUGGGCAAAUCCUACCCUCAGGACGACCACAGCAACCUCACCCGGAAGGUCCUCACCAGAGUUGGCAGGAACCUGCACAACCAGCAGCAUCACCCUCUGUGGCUGAUCAAGGAGAGGGUGAAGGAGCACUUCUACAAGAAGUAUGUGGGCCGCUUCGGGACCCCGUUGUUCUCAGUCUACGACAACCUUUCUCCAGUGGUCACGACCUGGCAGAACUUUGACAGCCUGCUCAUCCCAGCUGACCACCCCAGCAGGAAGAAGGGGGACAACUAUUACCUGAAUCGGACUCACAUGCUGAGAGCGCACACGUCUGCACACCAGUGGGACUUGCUGCACGCGGGGCUGGAUGCCUUCCUGGUGGUGGGUGAUGUCUACAGGCGUGACCAGAUCGACUCCCAGCACUACCCUAUUUUCCACCAGCUGGAGGCUGUGCGGCUCUUCUCCAAGCAUGAGUUAUUUGCUGGUAUAAAGGAUGGAGAAAGCCUGCAGCUCUUUGAACAAAGUUCUCGCUCUGCGCAUAAACAAGAGACACACACCAUGGAGGCCGUGAAGCUUGUAGAGUUUGAUCUUAAGCAAACGCUUACGAGGCUCAUGGCACAUCUUUUUGGAGAUGAGCUGGAGAUAAGAUGGGUAGACUGCUACUUUCCUUUUACGCAUCCUUCCUUUGAGAUGGAGAUCAACUUUCAUGGAGAAUGGCUGGAAGUUCUUGGCUGCGGGGUGAUGGAACAACAACUGGUCAAUUCAGCUGGUGCUCAAGACCGAAUCGGCUGGGCUUUUGGCCUAGGAUUAGAAAGGCUAGCCAUGAUCCUCUACGACAUCCCUGAUAUCCGUCUCUUCUGGUGUGAGGACGAGCGCUUCCUGAAGCAGUUCUGUGUAUCCAACAUUAAUCAGAAGGUGAAGUUUCAGCCUCUUAGCAAAUAUCCGGCCUUGAUAAAUGAUAUUUCAUUCUGGUUGCCCUCUGAGAAUUACGCAGAAAAUGAUUUCUAUGACUUAGUCCGAACAAUUGGAGGAGACCUGGUGGAAAAGGUUGAUCUCAUAGACAAGUUUGUACAUCCAAAGUCUGGUCUAAGAAGACAACUAGCUUCUUAUAUCGGCUUCUGUAUUCAGUCUGAUGCUCUAAGUUGUUUUGGUUACCCCAGAUAUUUUGUUAGAAAAGGGAAAAGUGUGUUAAUAGCCUUUUGAGAAAAUUGUGGCUAUUCAUUCUUUGACACUCUACCAAAACUGGAAAAGUAGUAGUUUUUUAAAAGUUAGUUGCAUUGUGAAAUCUGAAAUUAUAUCAAUGACUGAUAUAAUUUUUCACUUGUUACAUUGAAAUCUAUUAGUCUAUCUUGCAAUUUUGAAUGGAUCAUUCACUCUUUCAUGAUUGUGUGAAAUCGUGCAUCGUUCAAUUAGAAAUAUUGGUUCAGUGAGUUAUGUAACUCGCUUAAGCGUUGACACAUUUCAUUAUCUAAGAUCAAAAAAUCACAUUCAUUAGUAUCAUCACCAAUCCUAUCAGGAAUGCCUUAAGUAUUGGGAAAUAUGGAGACACAUUUUCCAACGUUGAGAAUUUUCCAAAUUUGCUUGAAUUGUAUCAUUGGCCAAAAACACUGUCAGUUCUUGAAGUGGCAGGCUCAUUGCAUUUAUUAUCUCUGCCAUCAUUGGUCUGUCAGUACUUCUUUCAUGUAAAAAUAAUGUUCCAUGAAAAAGAGUUGCGGGUUCAGCUCACAGUUGAAUCUCAGAUGCACAUUUCCUUGAGACAACCUUGUGCUCCAGCGUGUACCACGGGUUCUCUGUGUGUGUUUCCCACUGAGUCACACAGAAUAUAAAAAAGACAUAUCAAGGGUUGAAACUUAAUAAAGGUAAUAAUUUGUAGUGC